Messenger RNA from Drosophila ficusphila, 1118 nucleotides. RefSeq lists its product as uncharacterized. The coding region runs from base 81 to 1079 and encodes 332 amino acids. Lineage: Eukaryota; Metazoa; Arthropoda; Insecta; Diptera; Drosophilidae. Gene Ontology annotation, molecular function: protein binding. The record is from RefSeq and is a predicted model, not a curated record. The transcript has 2 exons.
GUCACUGGGGAUUUUUUAGGGAGGUCUGUUUAUUUAAACGACACAAAAUCAAAUACGAAAUUGGGGUUUUCCUGGCAGGAAUGUCAGACUCUGGGGAAGAGGGCACCGGCGAAAACCACCAGAGUAGCACCAUUGAAAAGAACUCUCCCGCGGAUAUUUUCUGGGAAGCGGAGGAGGAAGAUCACGUGAAUGGAGAAAAUGAGGAGCCACAAGAGGAGAGUAGUUCUCCUCUAAGUUUCAAACCCAGGGUUACUCCCGUGGUUCCGAGACCCACCGUGGCAUCGGAAUACGCUUCUUCUGUGCAAUCGAAUUUUGGAGAAAUCCCGAGCCCAGAGGGUGAACCCACUCGUUUAACUAGUAAAAUCCGCCGAUUGGAAUACUUUCGCAGUGGAGUCGAUGCCGAUUGUCAGGUACAUGUUUUGAGUACCUGUGCCCCUUCGGAUGAUCCGGAGGGCAGUGUCUGCUACAAGAAAUUCGGCUGCCACCGGAUUUUCCUGGCCACCGCCUCCGACAAACUGGAGCAUGAUGUGUAUCAAAAUAAACAAUGGAACGGUGUUCUUCAAAUUAAUGGAGUUUCUCCAGAAAGCGUGGAGCUUUUUCUAGAGUUUAUAUAUACCUUUGAGAUCACCUCAUCGUUGGUUCAAUUGAGUAUGGUGGGGGAUAUAUUCAUUCUGUCCUGCGCCUACAACAUGCCUGAGCUCCUGCUUUCCUUUUCCGAGAAAUUGAAGGAGAUCGAAUGGCCAAUAGAUGAAAUCUUUCCGGCUUUUGAACUAGCGUUUCGGCACAACAUGUUCGAUCUGGAGAGGAUUUUAAUGGAGAAAAUUAUGGAUAAAGCCAAUGAUGUCAGCCAGGAACCAAGUCUAAUGAAGCUACAGGUUUAUGCCUUUAACUAUGUGAUCCAGCACUGGUUGGUGAUGGAGUUGGUGCCCUUGAAAGAUCUAAUGAAUUUAGUGAAGCAAUACCAGGAGAUUAACGAAAUUACUUUCACAAAUACCACGAAAUUUCCUCACUUUUCCAAGGUUAUAAAACAUUUUCCCAAUGUUCUUUUAGAUGCAGAGGGAAAUAUUUUCAGAUUUUAGAUGGGGAUCACUAAAUAAAAUAUCUAAUAUUUAAUAAUA